Molecule: messenger RNA, 711 nt
Organism: Thermothielavioides terrestris NRRL 8126
Lineage: Eukaryota; Fungi; Ascomycota; Sordariomycetes; Sordariales; Chaetomiaceae
Exons: 3
Coding region: 1-711 (236 amino acids)
Source: RefSeq, a predicted model, not a curated record
AUGCAUGCUACAUUCGGACAGUUCCUCGUUGCCGGCGUGAUCGCCGCCUCGGCGGUGUCGUCCUUCUCCCUCUCACCCGCCGGGACUGAGGUGGCACGGCUUGUGGCCCCCGUCGUCGCCUUGGCCGCCCCCGCCUACGGCCUCCCUUCGAUGAUCCAAGACCGUGCUCCGCACCACCAAGGAAAGGGCAAGAAGAAGAACGGCCGCGCCGUGGCUGAGGAAGACGACGACGAGGAUGACGACGUCGUCGAGCUUGAGUCCCGUGAGCCCCACCACCAGGGCAAGGGGAAGAAGAAGAACGGCCGUGACCUCGAGGAACUUGAGACUCGCGAGCCGCACCACCAGGGCAAGGGAAAGAAGAAGAAUGGCCGUGACCUGGAGGAGCUUGAGGUGCUGGAGACGCGCGAGCCUCACCACCAGGGCAAGGGAAAGAAAAAGAAUGGCCGUGAUCUCGAGGAGCUGGAGGCCCGUGAGCCCCAUCACCAGGGCAAGGGCAAGAAGAAGAAUGGUCGUGACCUCGAGGAGCUUGAGACACGCGAGCCUCACCACCAGGGCAAGGGCAAGAAGAAGAAUGGCCGCGACCUGGAGGAGCUUGGGACUCGCGAGCCUCACCACCAAGGCAAGGGGAAGAAGAAGAAUGGCCGUGACCUGGAGGAGCUCGAGGCCCGAGAGCCUCAUCAUCAGGGCAAGGGCAAGAAGAAGGGCAACUGA